This is a messenger RNA of Triticum aestivum (bread wheat), 958 nucleotides long. RefSeq lists its product as uncharacterized. NCBI's taxonomy places the organism in Eukaryota, Viridiplantae, Streptophyta, Magnoliopsida, Poales, Poaceae. The transcript has 3 exons. The record is from RefSeq and is a predicted model, not a curated record. The coding region runs from base 36 to 758 and encodes 240 amino acids.
GAUUAGCAACCGAUCUCUUCCAAGGCAACAAAUCAAUGGGCGAGACGAUUGAGGAUUUGGCACGCGAUGUCUCGGCGGUGCUUCUGCAGGCCAACGGUGAGCAAGAAGGGGCCGCCAUGGACAUGCAGAUAUGUAUGCUGCGCGAGCGGGUGCGCGAGCAGAUGGACGAACUAGUGCAGAGUUUGAUCUCGGCAGACAGGGAACAAGAGAAGCGGCAGGCGAUCCCCAAGUUGCAGUCCAUCGCCGAUACUAUCGGGCGGCUCUGUGUAGCCCACGGCCAACCGCCGGCCAUCGAGGAGUUGGAUGACGAGAAGGUCGAGGUGACGGACAGCGGCAACCAGCUGAAGGAGAAGGAGGAGAAAGAGGAAGAUGAUGAGACGGACAUGAGCGGCGGGGAAGGCGGAGUCGCGGAAGAAUCGGCGGUGGGCGGAGACAAUGCAGCCGCCGAGACCAACGCGUCCACGGAGACCAACCGGGCAUGCGACGAAGUCGACUACGCCGAGUACGAGGAGGAGGCAUUCGCUCGCUUCCGCAGGGGCUGGGAGCAUCUCUACGGCAACACCAAAAACAGCUUCGAAGACCUGACCUUGUUCAGUCCCAUGCUCUUUACACACUCCACGCCGGGCUUCAAGCCAAUGGACGCCGUCCUCGUGAGCACCGUGCGUGCAGAUCUGCUCCAUCAAAAUCACCGACUUGAAACACUUCGAGUGGCCGCUGCAAGUGUACGGCGUGGUUGCUGCCCGAGAUGCCGUGGAUGAGCGCCGCAACCCCAUCUUCCUCCAUUCAAGGGAUGACUGCCAAAUCUUGAGUGAAGAGGAUCCUUUUCUAUACUUGACCGGCCCGGUUCGUGCAAUUAUGUCGGAGGAGCCCGUUGACAUCGAAAUCCAACUCAAUGUAAGGGGCACAACGCCGUCUGAAGAUAGAGCGUUGGUCAGCUAUGUCUAUUAUUAUGAUGGUG